Messenger RNA from Triplophysa rosa, 1642 nucleotides. RefSeq names its product rootletin. NCBI's taxonomy places the organism in Eukaryota, Metazoa, Chordata, Actinopteri, Cypriniformes, Nemacheilidae. The transcript has 10 exons. Bases 436 to 1593 code for a protein of 385 amino acids. The record is from RefSeq and is a predicted model, not a curated record.
ACCAUUUGGUGUGGCGGAAAUGACGUAUGUUAUGCGGUUCUUGGAUUUAAACUGAAACGGGCGCUUAUGUAAAAACAUCUCAAAAAUAUAACUGAAUUUCGGUGGAAUGACAGAUUAUUUCGUUGUCAGAUUGUUGUGUCUGAUCUACUCGCGUCACGCAUGCGCUUCAGAGGUUAUGUUGAUUUUGAAAGCGUUAUUUAAUCGUUAGAUCGUAAAAGACACUUGAGCAGUUAGAAUCAGGAGAUGUAACGUGAUCACUGUGAGCUCACACCUGAGAGUAUCUCUGUGUGUGUUGUUAUCUGCGUGUUUGUUUGUGUGUUGUUAUCUGUGUGUGUGUCAGAAUGAUGAACUGGCAUCACGAGCUGAGCUCCAUCCUGUCUGACACUGAUGGAAGUGUCGCAAAGAUGCGGGUGAGACUCGUUUUCAGCUUUAAUUAUGAUCGUGUGUGUGCGUGCGUGCGUGCGUGCGUGUGUGUGCACUGUAUGUGUUGUGGUAAAUAAAUGCAGCAUUCACUUAAUCAGCUUUAUAUUUGUGUGUUAUGAGGAACGUCUUUCUGCACGCGCAAGAUCUCCCAGAGCAACUGAAGCGAGAGAAGGCCCAGCAGAUCGUGAUUUGAAAGUGUCGUCUUCUGUCAGUCCUGCUGUUCAUUGGUCAGAUCUGACAGCAGUCCAGAAUCAAUUACAUCAGCAGAGUCAGGUCACAACCCGUCCUCACACGUGUCGAUCAUGUGCUGUGAACACAUCUGCUAUUGAGACUUUGACACAAAGUGUUCGAUCACUGGAGAGAGAAGGAAACGCACAGCAAACACUCAUACAAACCUUACAAGAUGAGCUGAGGAGACUUCAGGUUCGUUUAGAAGAGAGAGAGAGAGAGGUGGAGCGUACAGGAGCAGACAGACGUCUGGAGCAGUGGAAGAGAGACGUCAAUCAGGAGUUGAGCAGUUUGAGAGAGCACAUCAACCGAGUCACCAUCACAGAAACCCAGGAGGGAAGUUUCAGCUCUAAACUCCGCAGAGAAGAACUGGAGCACAUCAGAAGAGAGACGGACAGCCUGAAAAACAAACUGAUGCGUCUGGAGGAAGAUGGGUUUCAGCUCCAGUCAGAGAACAGAGAAACACGCAGACAGCAUGAGCACAGCUCUAAGAUGCUGGAGAGACUCAGUGAUUGUCAGCGGACACACCGUUUUGAAGUCACUCGGACACUUUCACAACACAAACACACACAGCAGCAAGUGUGUGAGCUCAGAGUCAGUGUGUCUGAGCUGAAGGAUGAGGUCAGAGGUUUGAUCCUGAGAGACGUUCACAACACACCUGCACAACUGCCACACAAACAAGCGGUGGAGUCGAGUCCCUCGAGACGCAUGUCAUCAGGAUCAGAGGACGAGUUCAGUCUCACUGCGAGUCUUGCAGAGAUCAGUUCCGAUGAGUCCUGGCUGGAAGAAGCAGACACGCAGACUAAGAGUCGUGGAGUUCACAUAAGCUCAGGUCUGUCAGGAAGUGACCUCAGUGGUGCUGGAAGUGAUCUGGAUGAUGGAGCUGAAGGUGUUGAUGGAGGUUCAAACAGUCCACCGGAUCUCAGUCUCAGUGACCUCUGAGUGACCUCAGUGAAAUUAAUAAACUGUCCGAGGAACCGAGAACACUCAA